This is a messenger RNA of Triticum aestivum (bread wheat), 1256 nucleotides long. Its product is annotated as myb-related protein 340. Gene Ontology annotation, cellular component: nucleus. Gene Ontology annotation, molecular function: sequence-specific DNA binding; DNA-binding transcription factor activity. The coding region runs from base 1 to 1017 and encodes 338 amino acids. NCBI's taxonomy places the organism in Eukaryota, Viridiplantae, Streptophyta, Magnoliopsida, Poales, Poaceae. The record is from RefSeq and is a predicted model, not a curated record. The transcript has 4 exons. Gene Ontology annotation, biological process: regulation of DNA-templated transcription.
AUGUGCCGCACCAGGAGCAGGAGGCUGGAUCGAUGGCCGGCUAGCUACAAGCUAGGAAACAUCCACGCGCGCCAGUAUAUAUGCAGCGAUAGCACGCCUCGUUUGUUGCACACCACCACCUCACCUCACUCUCGCUCGCUCUCUCUCCCUGACGGGGAGUCUACAGCUCGAUUACGAGUAGUUAUUGUUGGAAUGGAGCAGUAUGGCUGGGGAAGGGAGGAGGGAGGGUGGAGGAAAGGGCCGUGGACGGCGCAGGAAGACAAGCUGCUGCUCGGCUAUGUUCGGCAGCAGGGGGAUGGGAGGUGGAAUUCUGUCGCCAAGCUCACAGGUCUGAAGAGAAGCGGGAAGAGCUGCAGGCUUCGGUGGGUGAAUUACCUGCGACCUGACCUCAAGAGAGGCAAGAUCACGCCGCAGGAGGAGACCGUCAUACUCGAGCUCCAUGCCUUGUGGGGAAACAGAUGGUCGACGAUUGCGCGUAGCCUCCCCGGCCGGACGGACAACGAGAUCAAGAACUACUGGCGGACGCACUUCAAGAAGGGCAAGCCGUCGUCCAAGAACAUCGAGCGCGCCAGGGCGCGCUUCCUCAAGCAGCGCCGCGAGAUCAUGCAAGGUCACCACGAGCACCAGCGCGACGUCCAGGACGACGACGGCGCUGCUAGCGCGGACAACAACGGCGACGGCGCGGCUAGCCAUCACGCAGAUGAAGCAACAACAUGGCCAGCACCGCCGCCGGCGCAGGACGACGACGACCUGGCGAUGAUGCGGGAUAUGGCGGACAUGGACGACUUCCUGCAGUACCAUGAUCCAAUGUCGACGUCGGCCUACUUCCUCCUCAACGGCGGCGAUGGCGCCGCCAGCGACGCGGGUUCCAGCGGGGAGAUCGACGCCUGCGGCGCCACGUGGGGCAGCUUGUGGAACCUCGACGACCUCGACGUUGUAGAUGACGUCGGUGGUGGCGGCGCGUGCGGCUGGGGCAGCUUCGCUUUGCUCCAAGAUCACGGACUCGCUUUCUACUAGCCUAGCAUAUACAAUGGCAAAGCCUAUGCUGUGGAGGGUACACGUAGCGGCUAUGUACGUGUGGUGUUGGUGGAUAAGGAUGCGUCGCCAACUAUAGCCCCCACUUCGACUAGCCUGCCACGUUGGCAUGUCUAGCUCCUUUUAGAGCAAUUUUUAGGAAAAGAAAAUAAACUACUCCCUCCGUCUCAUAAUGUAAGAUGCUUUUUAAUAUUACAUUAAUAUAAAAAUGUCUUACAUUA